Molecule: messenger RNA, 1122 nt
Organism: Anisakis simplex (herring worm)
Lineage: Eukaryota; Metazoa; Nematoda; Chromadorea; Rhabditida; Anisakidae
Source: the annotation of a GenBank genome assembly
AUGCCAUCGUCACUGCAAAAUGUGUUCCCUUUGACGGCUCUGCUGUCACCUCAAGUCCUCCAGCUACAACAACAGAGAGGUCGUAAACGAGCGCUGAAAGCGAAUUUAUCACGUCAACAAAAAUUAGAAAGACGUUUGAAACGGGAAGCGAAAGAAGCGGCCCGGAAGCAGUACAAUUUCAUGGAACGAUUGAAUAUUCGUCGCAUGAAAAACCUACUGUCACCGUCUCAACAGUUUCCUGGUCGACUGAUUCGUGAGGAUGAAGAGGGCUUACCUGAUAAACCAACAACAAAUGUUUACAUAUCAACCAUGUUGAAGACGCAGUUUCACCCUAUUCCCGAGGCGUUAGCCGUGCAUAGGUGUGCAUUUUACGUGGCUGUUGAGAUCGGACAUUUCUUGCCGGAAAUGCAGCAGCCAUCGAUUUAUAAUAACCCAAAAGCACCGAUACGAUUAAGGAUCGAGCUGAACAUGAAUACAGAACGACAAACUAAAAUGGUACCGAACAGUGACGAGAUCGUACCAGUUCCAUAUCAGUUCGUCCAUAACGAGAAGCGUACUAUCUUGGCGUUUGCUCGCGACCCAAAAUUGCAAGAAUUGGCCGUCGAAUCGGGUGCUGAAAUCGCGUUAGGGCCUGAAAUGAUCAAAAAGAUAAUCAAAGGACAAUUUCGAACGGAUGACUAUGAUUUUUGUGUGGCGCAUGUGGAUAUGGGACCAUCAAUUCUACCGUUGCGUGGAAUAUUGAAAACACGCUUUCCAACAAAACUUAACGGAGGUCUCGGUGAAGAUCUACCGGAUCUGAUACAAAUGUUCAAAAAUGGUGUUAAAGUGAAUAUACGCGGUGAUCCGGUCUAUCCAGUAUGGGGACUGUGUAAUGUGGUCGUGGGAAGGUUAUCAAUGCCUGAUGAAGAAAUUGAAGCGAACAUCGGCUCGAUUAUAAAGGCAAUCUGUAAACAUCGCAAUCCAGCAUUAGGACCGUUCAUAAAUAGAGCAUUGAUGAUGGUGAUUCCAGGCGAUAUGCAUUUAGCAAUUGAUAUUGAUAAAUUCUUACCAGUUGCGACACCUGAAGAAAUUGAAAAGGUAAAUGAAAGGAUGAGUAAACACUCGAACGUCGCAAGCGAAUGA